AUGAGUGGAUUUGGUGUAACCAGCUCGUUACCCCAACAAUCCACAGCGACAUCAGUAGCCACAGCAACAAGUGUGGGUGCUGGGAAAGACAGGCCAGCGGGCAAAGCAACUAGUGUGGGUGCUCGAAAAGCCAGGCCUGUAGGCAACGAAACAACUGAAGGUGCUCAAAAGCAGUGCACCGGCCGCAAUAUCUCGGCAAAACGACUAACGAAAGGCAGAUUUCAAUCAAUCCUAUUUCCUCUACAAAAUCCAAAUUAA
Adineta steineri is the source of this 258-nucleotide messenger RNA. The record is from the annotation of a GenBank genome assembly. Lineage: Eukaryota; Metazoa; Rotifera; Eurotatoria; Adinetida; Adinetidae.